UGUUUUGACUUUUUGACUAAGUUAGGUUCUACAGUCUACAGAUUCGGUUGGCUGUUGUAUUAGAUAAGACUAUUAUUUUUAGUCAUGGUUCUGUUUAAGUAUGGUUGCGCUAUAAUGAGCGUUUUACGAGCGGUUCCCAAUCGAACAUUGAAACACAGUGCCACACUUUUCAAAUCAGAGGACAGAAAAAGCAUGCUUGCUUCUUUGCCUGCCCAAGACGAGGGAACUGUUGGUGAACGCCUAAUGGGGAUGGACGCUCUUAUUUCUAGACAAAAUCGUUUCCCGGAUGCCGAUACGCCUACCACUCUUUUUAAUGGUGUGCCGUUCAGUGAAAUUCCCAUCUGUAAUAUUCGUGUUUCGCCAAACAACACAAUAAUUACCAUUUGUGACGCUAAAGGAACUCCGCAAUUUAUUAGGUCAUGCGGAAUCGAAGGCUUCAAAAACACUCGCAAGGGCACUAAUAUCGCCGCACAAGCCACUGCAAUUAGUAUUUGCGCGAAAGCCAUUGAAAGGGGAUAUAAAACUGUUCGGGUAACAAUCCGUGGGCUUGGACCAGGACGAAUGUCCGCUAUAAAAGGCGUAGAAAUGUCUGGAAUGAAUAUUGUAUCUAUUACUGAUGCAACUCGCGUAUCUUGGAAUCCACCGAGGCCACGAAAACAACGGAAACUUUAAAAGUAUACAUUGAACUGUUGUUAGUAUCUAAUUCUAGAAGAAAAAAACGAGAAUGUUUUAUUCUGGCUUACAGAAAUAAAAGACAUCUA
Messenger RNA from Sabethes cyaneus, 761 nucleotides. RefSeq lists its product as uncharacterized. Lineage: Eukaryota; Metazoa; Arthropoda; Insecta; Diptera; Culicidae. Bases 85 to 672 code for a protein of 195 amino acids. The transcript is spliced from 4 exons. Gene Ontology annotation, biological process: ribosomal small subunit assembly; maturation of SSU-rRNA from tricistronic rRNA transcript (SSU-rRNA, 5.8S rRNA, LSU-rRNA); translation. Gene Ontology annotation, molecular function: structural constituent of ribosome; mRNA 5'-UTR binding; small ribosomal subunit rRNA binding. Gene Ontology annotation, cellular component: ribosome; mitochondrial small ribosomal subunit. The record is from RefSeq and is a predicted model, not a curated record.